This is a messenger RNA of Nerophis ophidion (straightnose pipefish), 5306 nucleotides long. It is a transcript of the gene tead3b, whose product is annotated as TEA domain family member 3 b. NCBI's taxonomy places the organism in Eukaryota, Metazoa, Chordata, Actinopteri, Syngnathiformes, Syngnathidae. Gene Ontology annotation, biological process: embryonic organ development; hippo signaling; positive regulation of transcription by RNA polymerase II. The record is from RefSeq and is a predicted model, not a curated record. The annotation marks the transcript as partial. Gene Ontology annotation, molecular function: RNA polymerase II cis-regulatory region sequence-specific DNA binding; DNA-binding transcription factor activity, RNA polymerase II-specific. The transcript is spliced from 14 exons. Gene Ontology annotation, cellular component: transcription regulator complex.
CGGGGCUCGGGGCCGGGCCCCGGGGGAGCCGCCACCAUUGCGUCCAACGAGUGGAGCGCCAACGGGAGCCCAGAAGAUGGGCUGGACGGGGACAGCGAGGACAAAGCCAUCGACGGGGACGCGGAGGGCGUGUGGAGCCCCGACAUCGAGCAGAGCUUCCAGGAGGCCCUCGCCAUUUACCCGCCCUGCGGCCGCAGGAAGAUCAUCCUGUCGGACGAGGGCAAGAUGUACGGUCGCAAUGAACUGAUAGCACGGUACAUCAAGCUGAGGACGGGGAAAACUCGCACCAGGAAACAGGUGUCUAGUCACAUACAGGUGUUAGCACGCAAGAAGGUCCGUGAGUACCAGGCGGGGAUCAAGGUUUCUAGCCACUUGCAGGUUCUCGCCCGGAGAAAAUCUCGCGAGAUCCAGUCAAAGCUAAAGGCAAUGAACUUGGACCAGGCGUCGAAGGACAAGGCCCUGCAGAACAUGGCGGCCCUGUCGUCAGCCCAGAUCGUGUCUCCCAGCAUGAUGAAGAGUCAUCUUCCUCCUCUGCCUCCUGCUCCCUACCAGCCCGGCAGAUUCUGGUCGGCACCCAUCCCGGGCCAGCCUGGACCUUCUCAGGAGCUGGUUCUAGAUCUCAACCCAGGAAGGACUCCUGGGCUUGGUCGCACCAGCCAUGCCAUCAAGCCUUUUGCACAGCCGCCUUACCCCAGCCUCUCAGGUCCGGUACCACAGUCCAUACCAAGCUAUGAGCCCUUGGCUCCGCCCCCUGCGCCCACGGCUACAGCGGUGCCCGUGUGGCAGGACCGGACCAUCGCCUCCUCCAAGCUGCGCAUGUUGGAGUACUCCGCCUUCAUGGAAGUCCAGAGAGACCCGGACACUUACAGCAAGCACCUGUUUGUCCACAUAGGCCAGACCAACCCGUCCUACAGCGACCCGCUCCUGGAGGCCGUGGACAUCCGGCAGAUCUACGACAAGUUCCCUGAGAAGAAGGGCGGCCUCAAGGAGCUCUACGAGAAAGGCCCCCAGAACGCUUUUUUCCUCGUUAAAUUUUGGGCGGACCUGAACAGCAGCGGCAUGCAGGACGGUCCAGGCUCCUUCUACGGUGUGAGCAGCCAGUACAGCAGCAUGGAAAACAUGACCAUCACUGUCUCCACCAAGGUCUGCUCCUUUGGCAAGCAGGUGGUGGAAAAGGUGGAGACGGAGUACGCCCGGCCAGAGGGAGGCAAGUGUGUGUACAGGAUCCACCGCUCGCCCAUGUGCGAGUACAUGAUCAACUUCAUCCACAAGCUCAAACACCUGCCUGAGAAGUACAUGAUGAACAGUGUACUGGAGAACUUCACCAUCCUGCAGGUGGUGACCAAUCGUGACACGGAGGAGACCCUGCUGUGCAUCGCCUUCGUCUUCGAGGUGUCCACCAGCGAGCACGGCGCUCAGUACCACGUCUACAGACUGGUGAAGGACUGACAUCAGCAACAUUUUCUGUGCCACAACACCACACACACACACACACACACACACACUCACACACACACACACAAGGAAUAAAAACCUACCAGUACAGCGGAGGAAGGUGAUUGACUGUUGAAGGAAGGAAGGAGGAGGUGUGGAAGCCAAGGAGAAGACUCUCCUGACGGGGCUCUUGCAGCCAGACCAAGGAAUAGGACCCCGGGGGCAGAGCAGUGGUGUUUGCAGUAGUUUGUGUUAGGAACAACAAAGUGCCUUUUUUCUUCUCCAAAGACGCCUGCCACUCUUGAUUGCCUUUUGUACUACCUCUUGUGUUGUGUAAACCAGCACAUCAUGUUCACACAAUUGGACAUAACGCCCUCACAUGUCACCUAUGAACAAUCAAAGCCCUGACAUGUCACCUAUGAACACUCAAAACCCCUCACAUGUCACCCAUGAACAAUCAAAACCCCUUCACAUGUCACCUAUGAACACUCAAAACUCUCACGUCACUUUUGAACACUCAAAACCCUCACAUGUCACCUAUGAACACUGAAAACCCCUUCACAUGUCACCUAUGAACACUCAAAAUCCCCACACAUCACCUAUGAACAAUCACAGCCCUCACAUGUUACGUUUGAACACUCAAAACCCUGGCAUGUCACCUAUGAGCACUCAAAGCCCUCACAUGUCACCUAUGAACAAUCAAAACCCUCUCAUGUCACCUACAUGAAAACUCAAAGCCCUCACAUGUCACCUAUGAACACUCAAAAUCCCUUCACAUUACACUUGUGGACAAUCAAAGCCCUCACAUGUCACCUACGUGAAAACUCAAAAGCCCUCGCAUGUCAUCUAUGAACACUCGAAACCCCUUCACAUUACACGUAUGUACACUCAAAGCCCUAACAUGUCAAGGCGUCCCACUGGGUGUGAAUUCUCCCUGCCCACUGGGUGUGAGUUUUCCUUGCCCUUCUGUGGGUUCUUCCGAGGAUGUCGUAGUCGUAGUGGUUUGUACAGUCUUUUGAGACAUUUAUGAUUUAGGGCUAUAUAAAUAAACAUUGAUUGAUUGAUUUUGGGACGGCGUGGCGCAGUGAGAGAGUGGCCGUGCGCAACCCGAGGGUCCCUCGUUCAAAUCCCACCUAGUACCAACUUCGUCACGUCCGUUGUGUCCUGAGCAAGACACUUCACCCUUGCUCCUGAUGGGUGCUGGUUGCCGCCUUGCAUGGCAUCUCCCUCCAUCAGUGUGUGAAUGUGUCUGUGAAUGGGUAAAUGUGGAAGUAGUGUCAAAGCGCUUUGAGUACCUUGAAGGUAGAAAAGCGCUAUACAAGUACAACCCAUUUAUCAUUUAUUUAUGAUUAUGAACACUCAAAUCCCUCAAAUGUCAUCCAAGAACACUCAAAGCCCUUACAUGUCACCUAUGAACACUCAAUCCUCACAUGUCACCUAUGAACAAUCAAAGCCCUCACAUGUCACCUAUGAACAAUCAAAGCCCUCACAUUUCACCUAUGAACACCCAAAGCACUCACAUGUCACCUAUAAACAAUCAAAGCCCUCACAUGUCACCUAUGAACAAUCAAAGCCCUCACAUGUCACCGAUGAAUACUCAAAACCCUCACAAGUCACCUACAUGAAAACUCAAAGCCCUCGCAUGUCACCUAUGAACAAUCAAAACCCUCACAUUUCACCUAUGAACACUCUAAACCCCUUCACAUUACACUUAUGUACAAUCAAAGCCCUCACAUAUUACCUACAUGAAAACUCAAAAGCCCUCACAUGUCACCUAUGAACACUCAAAGCCUUCACAUGUCAUUUAUGAACACUCAAAGCCAUUAAAUGUCACCUAUGAACACUCAAAAUCCUCACAUGUCACUUAUGAACAAUCAAAGCCCUCACAUGUCCCUUAUGAACAAUCAAAGCCCUCACAUUUCACCUAUGAACACUCAAAGCACUCACAUGUCACCUAUGAACAUUCAAAUCCCUCUAAUGUCACCUAUGAACACUGAAAACCCUCACAUGUCACCUAUGAACAAUCAAAGCCCUCUCAUGUCACCUAUGAACAAUUGAAGCCCUCACAUGUCACCUACAUGAACAUUCAAAGCCCUCACAUGUCACCUAUGAACACUCAUAGCCCUCACAUGUCACCUAUGAACAAUCAAAGCCCUCUCAUGUCACCUAUGAACAAUCGAAGCCCUCACAUGUCACCUACAUGAACAUUCAAAGCCCUCACAUGUCACCUAUGAACACUCAUAGCCCUCACAUGUCACCUAUGAACAAUCAAAGCCCUGACAUGUCACCUAAGAACACUAAAAACCCUCACAUGUCACCUACAUGAACACUCCUCUCAGUUAUCUUCCCAUGAAAGAAAGCAUGUUUAAGUCUCAUAGGUGAGAUGCAUCAGCAUUUUGUUCUGGUACUUCUGGUCUUACAAAUGUUUCUUCUCAAAGCAGAGCUCCUUUUCCACCAACAUUUCCAGGAAUUUUUAUUCUUAUUUACCCGAGUUAAAACAUUCCUGAAACUGUUUUCAGGCCUUGGACUUGUGAAAGGACACACCCCCACUUUUUACAGCAGGAAGGGGAUUCACACGGCCUCGUUUGUUGCAGUUCACCUGAAACGGGAAACGUGACAAAUUUAGCAGUGCACGGUCAAUUUUAGUUGCCAGGGGUCCAAACUUUUUUUGGGAAAAUUGAUAUUUUUCACUUUCAAACCGAUUAAAUAUUUAUUUCACAGCAUACCUUUGACUUUUGUUAAAGGUGCCCAAAAGGGUCCCAGUCCUUAAAGUGUUACAGAUAAGUCAUAUUUUAUUGUAUUUACUGCUUUAGCUUCUAUUAAUCCACUUCAGAUCUAUUCAAUGACUUUAAAAUUACAUUUUUCUAACGUUAAACCAUACACAAAAUAUGCAAUAUCCCCCCCCCCAAAAAAAAAUUUAAGUGGAAUAUUUGAUGUGAAAAAUGUAAUAUUUAUUUUUUAAUUAAAAAAAGCUUUGUGUUACAAUUAUUUUGUAGUAUUUUUAAAAUGAUCCGUAAUGAAAUAUACAGCAGGCCACACUUUGAGUUUCUUAAAAAAAAUUUUAUGGCAAUUUUACCUUUUACCACACCUUUUGCACAAUGAUUAACGCCCCCCUCUGCCCCUUACACAAGACCCGCCCAGUAAUGCUGCCGUAUGAAUCCCCUCCCCCCUGCAAGUACUUUGGUGGACAAAGCCCCCAGGUGAAUAAAUGGUGUGGAAAAGAGGCUCUUGCUGUUUUUGGCUGGCCUGUCGUGGAGGUGUUUUAUUUCUCUGUCAAAUGUAGCCAAGGUGACAAAGAAUUGUCUGUACUGUGAGUCAUUACAUCCCAAAGGAACGGAGGGAGACUCCUCUUUGUGACCCCCAGCACAGAGGACACGAAAAUCUUUUGUUUCAAAAAGAAACUGCAAGCUGUGAAGUCUUCAGUCGACAAGAGAAGCUUCAGUGUUGGAUGUCCGACUCUGUGCUGGAUUCUUAUUUAUGGGCUGGACCAGCAGGUCUCCAAUCCUGCGGGCGCUCUGGCUGGAGUCCUCUCAGCUCCCGCCACUUGGACAAUUGUCGCCCACAAUUCUUUCUUUUAUAUCACAUUUGUGUGUCCACUUUCUUGUCUUUUGACCUUCAGUGUUUGCGCUUCACUGAGAAUAACGUGUGACUUUGAGCCUGAUGAUGAUGAUGUAUGCUUUGCAAAAUGGUGUGGGACGCUCUUGUUGUUGUUGUUGUUGUUGUUUUCCUUUUUGGUUGAAGGUGGUUUACUUUGUUACAAUUGUGAGUUGCAAUUUUAUACUUCCAAAUAGAGGUUGGACUAUGUAAUCAAACAAUGUAUCGAACAAUAAAAGACACAUGGUGCCUUUGGGGGGGCCAUUGUCCCCUUUAAA